Exaiptasia diaphana is the source of this 2677-nucleotide messenger RNA. Its product is annotated as protein TSSC4. Bases 1778 to 2479 code for a protein of 233 amino acids. The record is from RefSeq and is a predicted model, not a curated record. Lineage: Eukaryota; Metazoa; Cnidaria; Anthozoa; Actiniaria; Aiptasiidae. The transcript has a single exon.
AUAGAUGCAAGUAUAUAUUCUUCAGUUUAUGUCAAGCAAUUUCCACCAGCAAUGCAGAGAACAUAUGAUAGUAAAUAUAUAACUGCUGAUACCAUAGUUCAGGCUUCAUUUGAAUAGGUAUGGAGGAGAUAUUAUUGUAGCCAAGACCAAGGUGGAUUAGUGGUGGUGGGCUGAUGCAAAGAGGAGUUAUGUCUGAUAUUUGAUUAGCUGAUAAUUCCAGUUCCUAGAGAUGUAAAAAAGUAGUAAUCAUCAUUGCAAAGACAUAAAUAGCUCAACAAGGUCAUACACGAGACUCUGUACUGGUCCUUAACUUGUAGAAUACUCUAGUGACCAGUAUAUUAUGUCCACCAUAGGUAUGAGUUCUGAAAUACCUAAGCAUCCAUUAUUUAAUAAAAAGCUAUUACUUUGUACAUGACAAUACUAUUAAUUUAAGGCCAAUUUAAGCAAUUUUUAACCUACAACUGCAGUAUUAGACUUGGCUUCAAAAUGUCUUAGGCUAGGCUCACCCACACGUGCCACAACUGUCAUAUAAUCAACACUAAGCCAUUGCUAAACACGCACAUUGAUWAAGCAAAAUGCUAGUUCCAGUCGUAAUUUGAACAAAAAAAAUCAUGUCAUUUUCCUAUGUCCAGUGUUAGGAUUUUAAGCCUUUGCUCACCUUACUACAAGUACAUGCUGUGAGUUAUUUGCCUAAGUCAUUUAUACAGCACAACUUGGAGAUAUCUAAACGACAAUCAUAUCAUGUAACCUCAGGUGCACAUACCUGCAAUUCAGAUGGUAGAUUCUUUGAGUUGACAUCUGAGAUCAAGUUUGCACUUAGAGUAAAUUGUUUUAAAUUCUUAAAUUGGAGAAGCCCCUCAUCAAUUUCUGUAACCUACAACAAAAAGACAACCAUUCUUCAUGAUAAAUAUCAUGUCACAUAGUUCAGUAAUGCAAUAAACAGAAUUGAUUAAAGGAAAUAUUUAUUAUUUUCAAAUUUAUAAUAACUAAUUGAGAAAGUGUGUUUUACCUUUUUAUCUAUAAUCCUUAAUGACUUGAAAUAAUUGAGCACGAAAUCAUGACUGAGUUUAUGGGGUGUUUUUACUGCUAUUUCUCUCAGCAAUGAAGCUUCAUUACUCCAGCUACAGUCUAUAUUGUACGGAGGUUUGAGAGAUAACUCUUGUAGACCUUCUACUGUUUCAUACUGUGCUGUUACCUCUGGUAAGAUAAUGUUAUCAAGUCUUAAGUAGAAAGAAAGGCGYGCAAAACAAUAAUAUCAAACAAAUUCAUUGCAUGCAUGCAUUGCAGUUUUGUUACAAUUAACUUAAGUUUCUUACCAUUUCGUGAAAUUGGCUGUAUUUCAGUUUUAGUCUUCAAUUUCGAUGCUUUUAUUGAAAGUUUUAAGUCAGGUAUUCUCUGUUAAAACGUUCAAAACCAUACUUUACGAGAACAAUUAUUUAUCAAUUAAAGAUAGUAUGUUGGUAUCAAUAACUUUUGAUUGCUGAUCAAUUCUAUGAAAUAAAUAUAAAACUUACCCAGGUUCCAAAUCCACAGGGAAACUCUUUAAUGCAAAGAGCUUUUAGCUGGGAAUUAAAAGCAUCAGUAACAGUAAAAGAAGCUGGCUGCAUUUUUGAUUUUACUUUAUAUUGUGUUUUCUCCAAUGCAGCCAGACCGCCAUUUUGGUUGCUAACGAAAGCGCUCGUAUCUAAGGAAAUCAAGAGUUAGUUACCAGUUUUCGCACAUCUGAYCCUGAUCAGUGCCCAGACUCCUAUACGUUUGGAAUGAAGUCAUAGGAAAAAUGGCUCAAGAAAAGAAAGAAUUUUUGCAUAUUGACGGAGACGAGGGGUUUCAGUCUCGAGCAAAGUCAAUUUUCGAAAGCUUAGAUAACCUCGAACCGUCAAAAGAAUCAGAGAAAUCGGCUUCCCCAGAUGUUGCAAGAGGUAAAAGACGCAGACCCAACCAGGUGCCUGACCAUGUUUUGCAUCCAGAAAAAUGGACAAAGUAUAGUUUAGAAGAGGAUGGCAGCGAAAGUCUUGGACGUUUAAGCGCGAAUGAAGUAAACAGACAUGCUGCUUUGAGCUUCUUAAACGAAAUGAAAAACAGGAGAAAAAACAUCGAGAAAGAAGCGUAUUUAUCAAGUGAUGAAAAGCAUCACACCUUUGCAAAACCUUGUGCUAAGGAUAAAGAUGCUACAUCUACAGACAAAGAACACGCAACCUGCAAACAAGGUGUUAAUGUUAUGCCAGAAUAUGUGGUUGGUAAGACAAAACCUCAGAUCAAGACGAAAAAAAACAGCUUUCCACCUUCCAAUUCCACCACAAGUCAACAUGCUGAUGUAGUAGUACACAUAAGCCAUGUAAGUUUAUUAGAUACUGAUGUUGAUGCAUCAGAACAAAACGAUAUUCAUUAUAAAGAAAAAGUAGCAUUCACCAAGCAUAAACACAGACAAAACAGAAACAUCAGGAAGCAAAGACCCAAAGAUGAUAAUGAUGAUGAAUAAAGUAGAGCACCACUUUGUAAAAGGGUAGGGGUGGGAAAAAGUAAAACUUUUACCCUUAUUAAAAGUAAAGUAUAGAUAAAUGUUGUCCUAAAAGCUAAAGAUAACUACCAGAAAAGCUGCAAGAGCUGCAUGUUUUGAAUUUGCCCAAGAUAUGACUUUCAUCCUAUCUUUUUUUAUUAAAAUAUAACAUUCACCUGG